AUGGAACCGAACAGAGGAGGCAUGCAAGAGCGUUUUUUGUUUCUGGACACGAAUAGAGAGGCAAGGCGCAAAACAGGCGGGAUUGAGAUUGCAAAAGAAGUGUACUCUCAUGCCAACCCCAACCCCACCCCCCGGCCCCCAGUAGCACCAGCCCAGCCCGCCCCGGCCAGCCAGCAAGCCAAACCCACUCCCCGGGCUCCCCCAACCCAACCAAGCGGUCCUCCCUCUGCUUACUUCGCAACCCCAGCCAAUCCAGCCCGCCCAGCCAAACCCAGGCCAAGCCAAGCCCCGCCACGCCACGCCACGCCACCUCGUGAGACUGGACUCGGGACGGACGUCGCAAAAGUGCCACCAGCCUUUUGCCCCUCCCACGUCUCUUCCCCAGCGCGCGGUCGGAGGGAAAGCCACCGAAAGGACGCUCCGCUAUCAUUCUCUGAUCCGUGCUGCGCUCGUCGCAAAGCGAGCCAGCGCGACGGACGGACGGACGGCCGGAGGGCAGGCAGGGCCAGGGGAUUUAUUCCGGUGCAUCUGUCCCUGCAGGGGCCGGAAUGUUCCCUGAUAUUCGUCUGGACUGUUCGGAGUCCUGACGACCUUUGGAGUCUACCGGUCACCUCCUCGCUCUGUCUUUCCUGCCGUCGCUUUCGUUCUUUCUUUCUUCCUUCCUUCCUUUGCCGAGCCUUUUUCUUUCUCGUCCUCGCCGCUCGAUGGCAUCCGUUCUGGACAUCAGAGGCGGUAGAGGGCGGACUCGGUGGGUGCUGUUCUGGUGACUGGGCCGACGAACGGAGGACGGAGUGGCAGCGGAUCGUGAGUCGUGACGAGCCGAUGACGGAGACUGAGUCCAGGAAACUGCAUGUACAUGCGAAUUUGGUUCACAUGACAAAGGGACGUGAUGAUCAGGACGAAUGUUACACAAGCUCCAUGGUAAAAGGACUGGCCGGACUCUGAUCUCAUCUCAACUCCAUUUUCCAGCCUAUUCUAUUUAUUUUUUAUAUCGGAAAGUUACUGAGACCGUUAUUGUGAAACGAAAUAUUAGUUCUAAUUAUUAGGCACCUUCAUCGCUUUGAUCUUGAUAAUUUUCCUCAGAAUUCUUGAGACAGCACAAUGUUUU
Messenger RNA from Marchantia polymorpha subsp. ruderalis, 1108 nucleotides. Lineage: Eukaryota; Viridiplantae; Streptophyta; Marchantiopsida; Marchantiales; Marchantiaceae. The record is from the annotation of a GenBank genome assembly.